UCGGCUUCCUGACGCUGAUUUUGUUGUCGGUUACUUUGCUGCACGUCUGUCUCGUCCGAAAGUACAAAUACAUACAUGUUGCAGUGAUGUAGCGCAGGCGAGGAGGACUUUGCCCUGCUGUGACCGGCUGUCGUCAGCUAAUGCGCCACUCUUCCGGCCUUUACGAUUUUUAAACCGCUACUAGCAGCUAAGCUAGUCUACGAGCUAGCAAACAAGCCGCUGCGAGCCUGCGAUGCGCUGCCGCUAGCACCUCUCUCGUCUCGCCCAGCUGCCCUUUAACUCUGCUAGCCCAGCCAGCCACAGUGUUGCCUGCGGUGUUGAGCAAACCACUGUCCUCUUCCUCCUCCUUAUGCUGUUGUUGCUGUCGGGCGUCCAGCUACGAUGUGGCAGAGUGUCGGGCUCACAGUGCUGGUCAUUGUGGCCACACUCAUCUGCGCGCUGCUCUUCAUGCUGUUUGGUUGGUAUGUAGUCUGGCAGCUCUUCCUGUCCAAAUUCAAGUUCCUGCGUGAGCUUGUCGGCGAUGCCGGCACCCCGCAGGCCGAAACUCAACCGUCCGAAACCAAGAGCGAACGCACAGCCGGCGCCCCGACACGAAACCGGCCCCGGACCGCACGCCAAAGAGUCGCCUUUUCAGAAAGCGCCUCGUAGACCACCCGGACGGCUGCUGCUUUUCCUCCACAUCUUCACAUGAAACCUGUAUGUGGUCAUCACAUAUUUCACGCUCACCCGACACUAUCAAGGACCUUGUGGACACUCAGUAGUCAGCCCCCCUCCUCCUUCUUUCUCUUCCUCCUCACCCUCACCACAGGACACUUUAAACUGACCAGGCAGAUCUCCUGGCUUCAAAGGGAAAAGCCAUCUACGUACAUAACUGUCCAUUUCUUUAUGUCAUCUGUUUAUAUGCUUGAUGAAGCAGCGACCUCAUGGUCCUCUGGUUAUCUGCAGUAGUGACGCUGCUUCCUGCCACCUGUGUGGAGUUCUUUGAUCAUGUAGUUUUUAGCAGAAGAACGCACUACUUUGAAAAAAGUAGGCAGAGAGAACUUUUUAAAGAACAGGAGAAAAAACUGACCAGAGAUUUAUACAACUGACAGCUUUCUUUAUAACAUGAAGUGCAAUGAAAGGAAUGUAUUUGCUGACUGUACGGUAAACGUGUUACGGACAUGUAGCACCAUCCAGGAGGUGGAAGCAGUUUCACCUGGUCGAUAAUGCCCAAAGCCUCUGAAGAAGAUGACAAAUGAUGGGGCUUCAUUCCAGCUGUGAUAAAUGUGACCUUUUCUCUUCUAACAUCUUCUUUUAUACUUGAAGAGGCAGGAGAAAGUUUCGAGGAAAUGAUGUUGAGGAGCAGAGUAGUUAACUGACGUCCUGAAAGCAGAAAACCUGCCCGAGUGAUGUCUGAACCUCCCCGCCCAGGUCCCCGUGCCUCUGUCUGUAUUAGUGCCUGUCUAGAUGGCAUCCACUCGUAAUGAAUGGCCUCCUUUCGUACUAAGUAGCUUCAUGUCUGCUUCAGGGCAGAUCAAAGCUGACCAGGGCCCAGUUGAUAUUUAUGACAGUUCCCCUACAUGUAAUCCUCGCACCUUUUUAUCAGCAGUGUUUCUUCUGUGGAGCUGUAACUUCAAAUAAAUAAUGCCGUAAAUA
Molecule: messenger RNA, 1635 nt
Organism: Archocentrus centrarchus (flier cichlid)
Lineage: Eukaryota; Metazoa; Chordata; Actinopteri; Cichliformes; Cichlidae
Gene: smim13
Product: small integral membrane protein 13
Exons: 2
Coding region: 382-648 (88 amino acids)
Source: RefSeq, a predicted model, not a curated record